Molecule: messenger RNA, 2609 nt
Organism: Myotis daubentonii (Daubenton's bat)
Lineage: Eukaryota; Metazoa; Chordata; Mammalia; Chiroptera; Vespertilionidae
Gene: VIPR2
Product: vasoactive intestinal peptide receptor 2
Biological process (GO): cell surface receptor signaling pathway; adenylate cyclase-modulating G protein-coupled receptor signaling pathway
Cellular component (GO): plasma membrane
Molecular function (GO): peptide hormone binding; vasoactive intestinal polypeptide receptor activity; G protein-coupled peptide receptor activity
Source: RefSeq, a predicted model, not a curated record
GCGGUCCAGGGAGCCGCGAGCUGCGCGCCCAUGUCGACGCCGCGGAGCCGAGAUGAGGGCGCCGGCGCUGCUGCCGCCCGCGCUGCUGACCUGCUGCGGCUGGCUGCUCGCUCCGGUGAACAGCGUUCACCCCGAAUGCCAAAUUCAUCUGGAAAUACAGGAGGAGGAAACAAAAUGUGCAGAACUUCUAAUGGCUCACACAGAGACACACAAAGCCUGCAGCGGAGUCUGGGACAACCUCACGUGCUGGCGCCCCGCAGACAUCGGCGAGACCGUCACGGUGCCCUGCCCCACGGUGUUCAAGGUGUUCAGCAGCCUCCACGGAAAACCAGGGAACAUCAGCAAGAACUGCACAAGCACGGGGUGGUCACAGACCUUCCCAGACUUCAUGGACGCGUGCGGCUACCGUGACCCCGAGGACAGGAGCCAGAUCACGUUCUAUGCUCUGGUGAAGGCCACCUACACCCUGGGCUACAGCGUCUCUCUGGCUUCCCUUACUACAGGAAGCGUGAUCCUUUGCCUCUUCAGGCGGCUGCACUGCACCCGGAACUACAUCCACCUCAACCUGUUCCUCUCCUUCAUCCUGAGGGCCGUCUCGGUGCUGGUCAAGGAUGACGUGCUGUACUCCGGCUCCAGCACCCUGCACUGCCCCGACCAGCUGGCCUCCUGGGUGGGCUGCAAGCUGAGCCUGGUGUUCUUCCAGUACUGCAUCAUGGCCAACUUCUACUGGCUGCUGGUGGAGGGGCUGCACCUGCACACCCUCCUGGCGGCCAGCUUCUCCCCCGGCCGCCGCUUCCAGGCCUAUCUCCUGAUCGGGUGGGGCAUCCCGGCCGGAUGCACCGGGGCGUGGGCCGUGGCCAGGCUCUGCUUGGAAGACACAGGUUGCUGGGAUACCAACGAGCACAGUGGCCCCUGGUGGGUGAUCCGAACCCCAAUUCUAAUCUCAAUUCUCGUCAAUUUUAUCCUUUUUGUGAGUAUCUUACGGAUUUUACUGCAGAAGUUGACGUCCCCAGAUGUCAGAGGCAGUGAUCAGUCACAGUAUAAGAGGCUGGCCAAGUCCACCCUGCUGCUCAUCCCGCUCUUCGGCAUCCACUACACGGUGUUCGCCGUGCUGCCCGCGAGCACCUCCUCCAGAUCCCGGCUCCUGUUUGAGCUGUGCGUGGGAUCCUUCCAGGGCCUGGUGGUGGCCGUUCUCUACUGCUUUCUCAACAGCGACGUGCAGAGCGAGCUGAGAAGGAAGUGGCAGAGCCUGUGCCCACGCCAGCCCUCGGGGUGGGGCGACCGGCUCCACAGCCUGUCCAUCUCCAGGGGCGGCUCAGAGAGCACCCUGCCCUCCCACCGCGGCUCCCACUCCCCGUCCUUCCUGCUGACUGAGACCUCGGUCACCUAGCCCGGCCAGCCCGCCCGCGAGCCGCAGCCACGUGGGCCGGGCGCCGGGGAAAUCAGCACCGGCUCAGCACCCUGCCCUGCGCCGGCCCAAGUGGAACCGGCCGCCUCCUAACCGGACGGGGCCUUAGAUCGAAUCGUCGUUAAACUCCUGCAUUUACUAGUAGCUGGCUUUGUUCAUCACGUUAGGCUGUGUAGAUGGACCCGUUUUCAAAGAGAAUAGGGGACACCGAGUGACCCCUGAGCGAGAUGUGCUGGCCCCACCGCUGUGGAAGGCUUCCCAGCCUGGAUGUCUGUCCUCAGCGGGAGCCGGGCCCCUGCAGGCCCAUCCUGCCCCACCUGGUCCCCGGGGGCUGCGCUGGGCUGCGGACUCAGGAGCCAGCGAGGACUUCCCUGAAGCGGCCCUGCAGGCCCGGGGGACCCCCUCUCCUGCUUCGAGGCCACAGCCGCAGGGAGCAGCGUGCCCCCUCAAGGGGUCCUGCUUGAUGAGGCCCCUCAGCACUAAAGAGACACCGUGGCGUUACUUCAGGCCCCUCACCCAGCGGCCCCUGGCCAUCGGGCGACACCAGAAACACGGAGAAGCCUGGUCUCCUCAUGAACAUAGCCUGACUGCCCUCUCUGUGUAAGCGGAGAAUUGUUUCCUGCGAGAAGUGUCCGGAGCACCUCUGUGCAAUGCGGGCAGAUGCGGCCCUGGCUGCCGGUCCGCCCACCUGGUGAACUUGGGGGCGCGUCUGGGGAGCGGCGGCCACAGGGCAGAGGGCAGAGGACUGUGCGACCACCCCCAGCCCAAGUGCCUGGCCCGCUGUGCGCGUCUUCACCCCGUUUACCACACGGCCCCCUUAGCAUGGAGGCCGUGGAUCCUUCCCAUGCAUCCCAGACCUGUGAGCACGCGGCGACUGGGAUGAUGGCGGGAGCGGCCGGGGAGGCCAGCAAGGAUGCCCCUGGGCUGCACCCAGACACCCCUGAGCCGGGCCCCUCUCAGCCGUCCAGUGUCACGGACGGUGUUUACCUGGAGCCUGGCUGCGCCCAGGUCACCGGCUGACAGUGUUUCCCUCAGCGUCACCGCGGCCCAAAGAGCCGCACGAGGCCUCUUGCCCGGGAGCGGGAGGGCGCUUUACAGACAGUCGACAGGAGCGCGUGAUCAGUCCCUGUCUCGUUUUAAAACGUCGUAAAUGUGUAUGUGGCCCUGUGUAAACAGCUCAAUAAACCCGAUGUCAUAUCUG